UGGAAGCGGAUGAUUUAGUUCCACCACCAGUGCCGGUCAGACCUGGCUCAGUUGUUGAUAGUGAAACAAAUGAAAUAUAUGAUAUACCACCAAAUCAUGAGAUCUAUGAUGUACCUCCCUCUGCGAUACACAGUGACAACGCUAUACGAGAUGAAGAUACUUACGAUAUACCCCCAUCUCAUCGUGCAGAUAUAUCACAGUCAGGCAUACUUGAUGACAAUGUUUACGAUGUACCUCCAUCAUCAAUUCGUAACGAGAGUUCUUACGAUAUUCCCCUGUCAUCCAUACGAAAUGAGAAUGCUAUUGAUGUACCCCAAUCAUCUAUACGUAAUGAGAGUUCUUACGAUAUUCCCCCAUCGAAUCAGUUUGCAAAUAAUUUUAGAGAACGUUCUUCAUCAACAGAUGAACUAGCCCAUAAGUUCACCGAAAUCUCAAUGAAAAAUCAGUCUGCUUCACGCAGUGAUGGUAGCAAUGUUCUAAACGACUUUGACCAGCAUGUGCCUCCUCGGCCUCCUCAAAGAGUUGACAAAGUAGAUGAUGAAUAUGUUUAUUUAGCGGAGGAAACCUAUAUAAAAACAUCUUCCAUGGGUGCAUACGACUUUGUGCCAGCGCCACGCCCAGCACAGAUGGAUAUUACAAAUGUUCCAAUAAUUCCUCCUCCGAGGCCGCCCAAACCAUCACAGACUGACAAUGGGCAUAGUCCAAAGAUUCCAAGCACGCCGCCACCAAGCUUUGAUGACCGAGUCUUUCUUAAUGACAGUACUGUGAAUCAUACAUUGCAUGACAGAGAACUAGCAAACAAGCUUGAUAUUUUAAAAAAACAUGAUGGAGCGUCAACUGAUAGUAGCAAUGAAGAGGACGACUACGAUGUACCUCCCAGUAAUAAACCUGCAAAUUACCUGGACACAUUAAUACCCUUACAACACCCGGGCAACGACUAUUCAAACAUAAGUCAUGAACGGCCGGGUUAUGUCGAUAUGACUGGUGGAUGCAACCCUCAUAUCACAGAUACGUACGUACCUGCCGGUAAUGCAGAAGUGUUGCCCAUGGACACUACGUGCACAUAUACCCCAAUGGCUGGAAUUAGACAUCCUACUCCUCCGCCUGCGGCGCAGCUACCAAUGGACAGGAGACCCCAAACCAUGAUAGUUCCCCCUCCCAUCAAUAGAGACAACAAGCCUGGUAGAAAGUCAAUGGGGGAUGUCAUGACGAAGUCUAUCCCACCACCACUCACCUUGAUUGGUACAGGAAGUUACUAUGCGUCAAAGGACGGCAUGUUUAUACAGUCGCCUAGAACCAGGAGUUUCAGGAAAGCAGAGCUUUUACCGCUUCCUGAUAACGCUAAAGAUGGAGACGAACGCUGUGACACUUUGGAGAGCAGUAGCAGUUCAUCUGAUGGCGAUGGCGCUUUAAAAGAUGGCAAUUACAUUCAGCUACCAAUGCCAGCUGAUCAUCAGUCGCUAGAGUUAUAUGUCACGCAUGAUCCAUCGCGAACUCAAAUUUAUGAGAAUUCCAGGGAACUACAGCGACAAGCACCUCCUCCGCCACCAGGUGCACCGAGCAGGAAAAGUAAGAAAGAACCACCAAAGAAAACCAGUGAGGUUCAGUAUAUUGAUCUUGCGUUAGACGAGCCCAGUGACCCUCAGCCGCCUCCAAGACCCAGAGUGCCAGCCUCGCCGGAAACAGAAUACACUGUUUUAGAUUUGGAGAAAACUCAAGGCCUCCAAGCAGCACUAGCACAACGGACAGAGGAGCUCAACAAAUCAUAGAUUUCAACCUUUUCACCACCAGAUACCUUGCCCAAAUUUAUUAGCAAUUUCUUCUUUUAUAUUCUUCAAUAUGUUUGGAGCCAACUGACAAAAUUUGAGUAAAUUUUCAGUUUUUACUAAAAAAAAUUGGCUAUUUUUGUCCCAAUCUUCUGAAGGAAAGUGCAG
Messenger RNA from Saccoglossus kowalevskii, 1934 nucleotides. RefSeq lists its product as uncharacterized. Gene Ontology annotation, molecular function: signaling adaptor activity. NCBI's taxonomy places the organism in Eukaryota, Metazoa, Hemichordata, Enteropneusta, Harrimaniidae. The record is from RefSeq and is a predicted model, not a curated record. Gene Ontology annotation, biological process: signal transduction. Gene Ontology annotation, cellular component: cytoplasm.